GAGUGUGUGUGCAGGUCUUCCAACUCCUCUACAUACUCAAGAUACAAAGCUACAGCCAUGAACUCCAUCACACAUCAACAGAACAACUGCCCAGCACUCAAGAAAUCCAAGUCUCGGCAGAAAAUCAACCACUUCACAGACGUGCAGGGGCUGCCGUGCAUUGAGAAGAUCGUGAGCUCGGUUGCGGACACCCCUGAUCCCAUCAACACCGACAUCAUCGGCAAAAUCCCAGAAUGGAUCAAUGGGAGCUUCCUGAGAAAUGGGCCUGGGAAGUUCGAGAUCGGAAACCAGAAGUUCAACCACUGGUUUGAUGGUAUGGCUCUACUGCACCAGUUCAAAAUAUCUCACGGUCAGGUGACUUACAAAAGCCGCUUCCUGUCCAGUGACAGUUACCAAGCCAACAAGGAGUGCAACCGCAUUGUAGUGUCUGAGUUUGGGACGGUCACCAUGCCGGACCCCUGCAAAAACUUCUUCCAACGCUUCCUGUCAAGAUUUGAGUUGCCAAAGCCCUCAGAUAAUGCCAAUGUGAGCUUUGUGACCUACAAAGGAGAUUAUUAUGUCAGCACGGAAACCAAUAUCAUGCACAGGGUGGAUCCUGAGACACUACAGACAACCAAAAAGGUGAACUGGAGCAAAUUCAUUGCUGUGAAUGGAGCGACAGCCCACCCUCACACUGAGCCCGAUGGGACAACAUACAACAUGGGGAAUUCGUACUCCGCUAAAGGAGCGCACUACAACAUCAUCCGGGUGCCUCCAACUAAAGAAACAGAAGAUGAAACCCUGGAGGGAGCCACAGUGCUGUGCACUAUUGCCCCUGUUGACAAGAGUAAACCCUCCUACUACCACAGCUUUGCAAUGUCUGAGAACUACGUGGUGUUCAUUGAGCAGCCCAUCAAGAUGGACCUGUUAACGAUUGUAACAGGCAAGCUGAGAGGAAAGAGCAUCAGUGAUGGCGUGUACUGGGACCCAUCUCUCAACACAGUUUUCCACUUGAUUGACAAGAAGACAGGGAAGGUGAGCUCUGUCAAGUAUCUUGCCAAGCCGUUGUCAACCUUCCACCAGAUCAACGCAUACGAGGAGGACGGCUUCUUGAUCGUCGAUAUGUGUGCUUCAGAUGAUGGAGAGGCAAUCUCUAAUUACAACAUCCAGAAUCUACGAAAGUCUGGAGAAGCUCUUGAUGAGGUGUAUAACACCUUAUGUAGAUCGUUCCCACGGCGUUUCGUGCUGCCUCUCAAUGUCGACCAUGAUACACCCUAUCACCAGAACUUGAACCGGCCCAACACUACAGCCACUUCUAUAAGAACUAACAAGAAAAAGGUGUUCUGUACCCAUGAGGACCUGCACGGGGACGAUCUUGACCAAUAUGGUGGUAUGGAGUUCCCACAGAUCAACUACGGCAAGUACAACACUCAGCCCUACCGCUACUUCUAUGGCUGCGGCUUCAGACACCUAGUAGGAGACUCACUAAUCAAGAUGGACCUCCACGGAAAACACAUGAAGGUGUGGGAACAACCUGGUCUUUAUCCAUCUGAGCCAAUCUUCGUACCCUCCCCUGAUGCCACGGAGGAGGAUGACGGUGUCAUCUUGUCUGUUGUCAUCACCCCGAACAAGGAGAAUAGCACAUUCCUCCUGGUUUUGGAUGCCAGGACAUUUGAGGAGCUGGGCCGAGCUGGGGUGCCUGUCAACAUUCCCUAUGGUUUCCAUGGAACAUUCAAUGCCACAUCAUAGACAUGUGGGGAGGAAAUAAACGCUAAAUGCUCUUCCAAGCUCACAUGAAUAGAAUUGAUGGCAAUUGAUUGUAUACAAUGUAAAUAUUGUCCUUUAAUGCUUCGUUUAUAUCUUUGUACAUGCAAAUUUACGCAUGUAUGGAUGCAGUUUCCUUGUGUUGUUAUCAAAAAUGAAAAGCUAUAACAGCAAUUAUAUGAAGCUGUUCUAUUUAUGUUGCACCAUGUCACAUUUACUUUCACAUUUACCGUUUUGGCUAAUGCUUUCAUGCAGAGCGACUUCCAAAAGAGGGACAACAGUAGUGCUUCACAACGGUAAAACCUUAUUGCAAGCACUAACUUCAAAUGCUGCUCAUUAGACAAGCUUAGACAAGCAUUAGUGACAUUGGCAGCCGUGGGUAUCCAGUGGAGAUCGAUGAGCAGUGGAGUGACAUGUGCCCUAUUAGGCUGAUUGAAGACCUGACACGCCACAGGAUUCUGGACCAUCUGUGCGAGUUUCACUGUGCAAGACGUGAGUCACACCAGAAGGGUACUGCAGUAGUUGAGGUGAGAGAUAACCAUGGCCUGUGCAAAAAGCUGGGUGGUAUACUGAGUCAAGGACUGAGCUGCAGCUCUAGCUGCCCUGUGGAAGUCUAUCACAGAUAGUAGAGCCAUCUCAGUGGAGUAACCACUCUGACAUCCUUGAUUUGGAUCAAAGUUAGAGAAAUUCUGAGACCAGUUUGAAAAGUAUCCUUUCAAUAGCCUUAACAAGAAUGGAAGAAACAAGAGUGAUCAAUAGUUUGGUUGACCCUGCCCAAGUUGAACUCGAAAGAGGUGCAUUGGUUUGGAGGCAACAGUUGAACAGAUAUCAAUUUGAUGGAUAUUAAGAGGCAAGUUCCAAGUUCUGGGCAGAACAGACAUGAGUUAUGGGAGAAUGUGUAGCAGCGUUUUCAGUUUUGAUCUGUUCUUGACUUUACCUUGGGUCAGAAGAUGAUAUUGCUCAUUCUAUAUCACACAAUAGCAGCACAAAAGCUUGUUGUCCUGCUGCCCUAACAACAACUGUCUGAAACUUGCAGUGAUAAUGCAUAAUUCAUGUUUAGCACAGAGCACAUAGGAAUAUCAAUAAGUAACACUUACCUUACCACUGCAGCCUUCACACUGCUCAUAGGCCUGUCUUGAUCUUUAGG
This is a messenger RNA of Hippoglossus stenolepis (Pacific halibut), 2890 nucleotides long. RefSeq names its product beta-carotene oxygenase 2b (gene bco2b). The record is from RefSeq and is a predicted model, not a curated record. The coding region runs from base 58 to 1728 and encodes 556 amino acids. Gene Ontology annotation, cellular component: mitochondrion. Lineage: Eukaryota; Metazoa; Chordata; Actinopteri; Pleuronectiformes; Pleuronectidae. The transcript is spliced from 12 exons. Gene Ontology annotation, biological process: retinal metabolic process; carotene catabolic process. Gene Ontology annotation, molecular function: carotenoid dioxygenase activity; beta-carotene 15,15'-dioxygenase activity.